This is a messenger RNA of Oryzias latipes (Japanese medaka), 3002 nucleotides long. RefSeq names its product transcription regulator protein BACH1. Gene Ontology annotation, biological process: regulation of transcription by RNA polymerase II. Gene Ontology annotation, molecular function: RNA polymerase II cis-regulatory region sequence-specific DNA binding; protein binding; DNA-binding transcription factor activity, RNA polymerase II-specific. The record is from RefSeq and is a predicted model, not a curated record. Lineage: Eukaryota; Metazoa; Chordata; Actinopteri; Beloniformes; Adrianichthyidae.
UUUUUAAAGUUGUUUUCCACAGAUAGUCGUUUUGAGGAUGCGCAUGCCCAAUGCAAUUAUAGCUAACGGCCAGGCCUAGCGUAAAACCGAUGACUGUUUUAUUUGCUGUUUACUAUUUCCGUUAACUUUGUAAUGGUUGAAUAGGGAGAUGUCGUUUUUUCGGUUCAUACUAGGCGUUUUAGUCGCACUUUGCCACCUGAGCCAGUUAAGUAACUUGGCUUAACAUGAGUCAGCAUUUUGAGGCGUCGCGUGCGAGAUGAAGCGUUCAGGCUGAGCGUGAAAGAACCAUGACGCUCCAAGCUCCUCGCACAUCGGUGUUCACCUUUCAGUCGGCCGUGCACAGCACGCUGAUUCUCCAGAGCCUGAAUGAGCAAAGGCAGCAGGACGUCCUGUGCGACGUGACGCUGGUGGUGGAGGACAGGAGCUUCCGGGCCCACUGCGCCAUUUUAGCUUCAUGCAGCGAAUACUUUCGAAGUAAAGUCACAGGAGUGAACAGACAGAAUCCCAUCAUCACCUUACCUGAAGAGGUGACCGUGGAAGGGUUUGAACCUUUGCUUCAGUUUGCCUACACAUCUCAGCUGCUUUUCACCAAAGAAAACAUCAACGCUGUUCAAACCAGCGCCCGUUUUUUAGGAUUUCACAACGUGGAGACAGCCUGCUUUGACUUUCUGAUCCCUAAGUUUUCAGAGGAUAAGAGAAGCUCUGAGAGGCUCAGGCACCGACCAUGUUGUCAAAGUUGGCAGCAGAGCGCCAACUUUGGGUCCGGGGUGGACGGCAACCACGCCAAGUCUCUGGAGUUCCAGAGCUCAGCGCCUCUGGGAGGAGAAGCGCAAACCGACUUUGCGUUGCAGUGCGGCGGCAACACGCGUGGGCAGACAAACGGCGGGGAGGAGCGCUUUGAUUUAGAGAACUGUGAGUCACAAAUUGCUCCUUUAUCUCUGGAGCUGGCAGCAAAUGGUGUCUGCCCCAUGUUGCCUCUGUCAUGCCCAGGCUCUGACAAGGCAGAUCAGCCUCAGUUUUGCGAGAGUGACAUAUUGCAGAUGGGAGACGCCUGCAAUCAAAGUGAGCCGACCAUGGCUGGUUGCGGCUUUCGUUGUGAGCUGUCAGAACCACGGAUUGUGGAUCCUUCCGAAAUCGCUGAACCAGCAAGUGGAGAUAAUGAACAAACUGUUGAAAUACUUGGUGCUCAAACUGCCUUCAACCCAGCCUCAUGUCUGCUUAGGACAUCAGUGGUUGAAGAUUGUGCUGCAAUUUUAGAGCAGAGUGAGGCUCCCCCCGAGCAGAGCGAUUCCUCAAAUCCUGCUUCAACACACAAAGAUGACCGGAGCCGAGUGGAGAGAGAGGUGGCUGAACAUCUCGCUAAAGGCUUCUGGUCUGAUUUGUGCCCAUCUCAGCUUCCACAAAACUCCCAUGAUCCAAUGGACCAAAACAAUCUGGCAAAGGCGUCGGAUUUCCUCUGGCUGAAGCAGCUGGAUCUCACUUCCAGUGUAGGAGACUGUCCCUUUCUCAGGGAACUUGAGACAGGCGAUAACCCCGCCACAAACACGGACAUCUUGUCCCACGAGGAGAUAAGUCCCUGCAUGUCCUCCUCCCUCAACUCAGCUGAGGAAUCUGAAAUGGACACAGACGGGGAUACCGAGGCCAACAACAAAAGAGCAGCAGAGAUUCAGCUUCCGUUUCCUGUUAAGCAAAUCUUGGAACUGAGCCGGAGUGGGUUCCAGCAGCUUUUGAGGGACCACCAGCUGACCCAAGAGCAGUUUGAGUUUGUCCACGACAUCCGACGCCGGAGUAAAAACCGCGUGGCGGCACAGCGCUGUCGAAAGAGGAAACUUGACGGCAUCCAGCAGCUUGAAUGUGAAAUCAAAAAACUGAUCAGCGAGAAAGACCGGCUUCUGCUGGAGCGAACGGAGCUAAAGCAAAAUCUGGAGGAAAUGCAACAGAGCCUGUGUGGCCUCUGCAAGAGUGUCAACAUCGAGUUGGGCUCAGAUCAGAAUCACUUAUUUUCUUCUCCAGACUUUCCCUCCUCCUCCUCCUCCUCCUCCUCAAGUCUUCAGGAAAAAAACAAGCAGUUGCAGAUCCCCCCUAAAACGGUGAGUUCUUCCUCAGAGUGCGGUGGAGUUGAGGUACCGUCAGACUCGGCUCCUCCUGCUGCUCCUCAGGUCUGCACAGAGGAUCCGCGCUACCCUUCCGCGUCUUUGCUCAGUGCCUGUAUGGACACGACUAACGGCUUAUAACGAUCUUCGGUUCCAUUCUUAUUGCAAGUCAUGCAGGAUCAUGAAGCAACCUGUUACUCUUUCACUUUAUACUGUAACCCAGUCACCUUGUGAAUUUCACAACACAUUUCAGGCUAAGAGAUGCUUGAUUACUUGGCACAAAAAAGGUCAAUAUCCAUCCUCAAAUGUGUUUUAUUUCAUUUUAUUUUUCGUCUUUAUUCUCUGGGACAAACACAAAAGUCUGGUUUCAAAAAUUUGACGGAAAUUAAUUCACUUUUCAUUCAGAAAUUUGUAUUCCUGGUGGUUAGUUUUUCUCAGGGAAACAAAAAACUAAAACAGACUACAUUUUACAUGUAAGUGCACAAUCACCACACUCUUGCAUGUACACCCUCAUGUGACAACUGUAUAAUAGUAUUUUGUUUUUUUGUUUUUUUACUUAACCAAUAUGCUUCUUAAAAAAUGUGAGCAAAACUAAUUUGUCUUCAUUAGUUAAUGUUUUGCCACUGUUACCUUUUAAAGAGUAUUAUUUUACUGCGCAUUUAUAGUAUAAGUGGCUUUCUUUUGAGUUUUUUCAAAUGGUUCAAGAUUGUGUAAAAUGUGAAAAGAUAGCAUAAAACAUUGUGUUAUGUGAUUGAAAAUGUGCCUUAAGCUGCCGUAGACUAUAAAUCACUGGUGCACAUUAACCUCGAGCUAACUUUAAUGGCAUUAUCCAACAUCUAGAUAUUUCUGCAUGUUAAUUAUCUUUUUAUUUUAAAUAAAAUUAUUAUUUUUUAAACUGUUACAAUUUAA